Molecule: messenger RNA, 963 nt
Organism: Parastagonospora nodorum SN15
Lineage: Eukaryota; Fungi; Ascomycota; Dothideomycetes; Pleosporales; Phaeosphaeriaceae
Exons: 3
Coding region: 1-963 (320 amino acids)
Source: RefSeq, a predicted model, not a curated record
AUGCUCUCCGAUGACAUUCGUACUGACGAGGAGCAUCAACAGUGCUCCGACCAAGUAUACGGUCAUGUAAUCCUGAGUCGAGUCAGAUUGAGGACAUGUCUCGGCUCCUCAUCCGGCAUCGGCCUCUCCACCGCCACCCUCCUCUCCACGCUCAAUCCCUCGCACAACCUAAUCCUCCUCGACCUUUCCCCCCCUCCCCGCUCCUUCCCGCACCCGGCCCAACACACACUCUUCCUCCCCUGCAACAUAACCUCCUGGCCCGCCCAACGCUCCGCCUUUGCCGCGGGGUACGAGAAAUUCGGGCGCAUCGACCACGUCUUCGUGAACGCUGGGAUCGCAGAAUAUGGCGAGCAGUUCUUCAAUGACGAAGUGGAUGCCAGCGGGCAACUAGCGGAGCCCGAUCGGCGCGUGUUGCAUGUGGACAUGGACGCAGCGGCGGACACGACGAAGCUCGCCAUCCACUACUUGCGCAAGAACGGGGGCGAGGGCGGAGGAAUCGUCCUCACAGCUAGUCUUGCAGGGUAUCUUGCGAGUGCGGGGGCGCCGCUGUAUAGUGCUGCGAAACAUGGUGUGGUGGGCUUGAUGCGCGCCCUCAAGCAAGAAUGCCUCAAGCUCAACAUCGCCAUAUCUGUCGUUGCGCCUGCCAUCACCGUCACGCCGAUUCUAAAGGGGAACAAUAAACGCAUGGCUGCGGAGCCGGACGUGUACGCGCGCGAAAUGGCAAAAGUUGGCGUCCCCAUUAACAAGCCCGAAUCCAUCGCCUUGGCCGUAUGUUAUCUCUUCAACGCCGGGCUUGCAGCGAGUGGCGCAGGAAUCUUCGUGCAAGCCGACAAAUUCACCGAUCUCGAGCGCGGACUAGCCAAGAGCAGGGAAGUCUGGAUGGGCAAGGAGAUGCUGGAUUUGUUUAGGGGAGGAAGGAGUGCGCCGCUGUUUGAUAGACUGGAGGAGAAGGCCAAGAUAUGA